AUGGCCAGUGUACGUGAUGAUCCGGAGAGCUCGAGCACCAGCUCCAUCUCCGGCAACGAGAAGUUGGGGGCCGAGAAGGGUGCUUUGAAGGACAACGUCGCGGUCGCUGAAUUUGAGGAUCCUAACCUCGACGAGAAGGAAGCUCUUGAGUUCGAGGACGACUCGCCGUAUCCUGAGGUUCGUUCUGCCGUCGCCAACACGGAUGACUUCGAGAUGCCGUCAUCAACCAUCCGUACUUGGGUCAUCGGAGUCAUUUGGGCGGUGAUCAUUCCCGGCAUGAACCAGUUUUUCUUUUUCCGGUAUCCAUCCGUCAGCGUCGGCAGCUAUGUUGCUCUAUUGCUGUCGUUCCCUAUCGGACGCCUCUGGGCAAGGUUCAUGCCCAGGGUCAAGGUCCUGGGUGUUUCCCUCAAUCCUGGACCAUUUACCAUCAAGGAACACGUUUUGAUCACGAUCAUGGCCGGUGUCGGUGCAGGCUCAGCGUAUGCGACCGACAUCGUUGCCGUUCAACGAGUCUACUAUAACCAGGAGUAUAACUUCAUCUAUCAAUGGAUGGUUGUGUUGAGCACUCAGUUGAUCGGCUUCUCUAUUGGUGGUAUCUUGCGAAGGUUCCUAGUUCAGCCUGCAUCCAUGAUCUGGCCUACCAACCUAGUAACCUGCGCGCUGUUCAACACCCUACACCAGCAGCAGUAUUCCGGGAUCGGUAACCGCGGUGGCAUCAGUCGAGAGCGGUUCUUCUCAUUUGUCUUCCUGGGGUCGUUCUGCUGGUACUGGUUCCCGGACUAUAUCUUCCAGGCCAUGUCGUACUUCAACUGGGUCUGCUGGAUUGUCCCGAACAACGUGGUCAUCAAUCAGCUCUUCGGCUAUUCGAGCGGCUUGGGCAUGUCGCUGCUCACCUUCGACUGGGCCCAGAUUUCAUACAUCGGUUCUCCGCUUGCAACACCCUGGUGGGCAGAAGCGAACAUUGCCGUGGGAUUCGUGUUCUUCUUCUGGAUCCUCACGCCGAUCUUGUACUACACGAAUACCUGGUACAGCUCUUUCCUGCCAAUAUCGUCCCGAAUUUCCUUCGACCGCUACGGUAACAGCUACAACGUCACCGCCAUCACGAACGCUGACGCCUCCCUCAAUGUGGAGAAGUACGAGUCAUACAGCCCGCUCUUCCUCUCGACGACGUUCGCGAUGUCCUAUGGGCUUUCGUUCGCGUCCAUCACGUCGAUCAUCACGCACACGUUCCUCUACUUCCGCAAGCAGAUCUGGGUGCAGUCCCGCCGUGCCAUGAGUGAUCAGCCGGAUAUCCACUCUCGCCUCAUGUCGCGGUACCGACAGGUCCCUGAGUGGUGGUACAUGUGCAUCUUUGCGACCAUGUUCGUUUUCGGAGUCGUGUCUAUCGAGGUGUGGCACACAGAGUUCCCCGUCUGGGCAUUCGUACUCAGCUUGGUCAUUGCUUUCGUGUAUUGUAUCCCAGUCGGCAUGAUCCAGGCUAUCACUAAUCAGCAACUCGGCUUGAACGUCAUCACCGAGCUGAUCAUCGGCUACGCCUUGCCCGGCCGUCCCAUCGCAAUGAUGAUGUUCAAGACCUGGGGCUACAUCACCAUGGCCCAAGCGCUGACGUUCACAUCAGACUUCAAGUUGGGUCACUACAUGAAGAUCAACCCGCGCGAGAUGUUCUGGGCACAGGUUGUCGCGACCGUCAUUGCGGGCACGGUGCAGCUCGGUGUGCAAGCGUGGAUGUUCACCAAUAUCCCGGACAUAUGCGCUCCCAGUCAGGCGAAUGGUUUCAUCUGCCCAUCAACCGAAGUAUUCGGUACUGCGUCUAUCAUCUGGGGUGUCAUCGGUCCUGCACGCCAGUUCUCGCAGGGACAAAUCUACUAUGGUCUUGUUUGGUUCUUCCUGGUUGGAGCCGCCUGCCCUCUUGCGGCCUACCUCAUCGGCUUGAAAUGGCCCAACUCAUUCAUCAAAUACGUUAACUUCCCUGUCAUCUUCAGCGGAACCGGAGCCAUCCCGCCCGCGACGGCGAUCAACUACGUUCCGUGGGCGAUCAUGGGGUUCAUCUUCAACUACGUCAUUCGCCGCCGCCACUUCUCCUGGUGGACGAAAUACAACUAUGUCCUGUCCGCGGGUCUGGACUCGGGCGUUGCUAUUUCCAUCAUCGUCAUUUUCUUCUGCGUGCAGUACCCCCUGGCCGGUGCUAUCGGCAAGGAUACCAUCCAGGCGUGGUGGGGCAAUACGGUCCCCUUCGACAACGCGGACGGUCGCUCUGAGAGCUACAACAUUAUUCCCGCCGGUGGCCACUUCGGGCCUGAGACCUGGUCAUGA
This is a messenger RNA of Rhodofomes roseus, 2313 nucleotides long. Its product is annotated as OPT oligopeptide transporter. Lineage: Eukaryota; Fungi; Basidiomycota; Agaricomycetes; Polyporales; Fomitopsidaceae. Gene Ontology annotation, biological process: transmembrane transport. Bases 1 to 2313 code for a protein of 770 amino acids. Gene Ontology annotation, molecular function: oligopeptide transmembrane transporter activity. The record is from RefSeq and is a predicted model, not a curated record. The transcript has 17 exons.